AUGGCUGUGCUUGCGGUUUUCAUAUUGAUUCUCUGCGUGUUCGGCGGCAUCCUGUGGAACUACACGCGGCUAAACUCAAUUCCCGGCCCAUUGCUUGCGGGCCUGUCUGAUAUUUGGUGGGAGUGUCUCAAAUCAUCACCACGAUAUGCUUAUCGUUUGGAGCGUCUUCAUCGCAGAUAUGGUGAGGUAGUUCGCGUAGGGCCGAAGACGGUCAGCGUCUCUGACCCCUCCGCCGUUUUCCGGUCGGAUGCCGCUUGUUCACGAAGGUCGCAGGUAUUUAUCACUCUCUCCAAGAAGAUGGACUACAUGCUGAGAUUUACCGAGUCGUUCCUUGAUAGUUAUGUGGAGGAACCAGAAGGAGUGAUUGUGAAUGCUCGACUCAAAAGCAGUGGACAUGUUUACCCAGACAAGCAGAGAGACCACGCAUUUAAACAUCAUGAUAAAAUCAAGGACCUUGUUCUCGACUUCCUCAGAGCGAUUCGAAAACAACGUACCUUGAAACUGGCUGUGUUCCGAAGCUUCGCGACAGACAUUGUUGGACGCAUGUUUGUGGACGACCUUGACAAUGACCGAGCAGCACCCACGGGUACCGGGCCAAACCACACGGAUCCAUGCCGAUUUACAACAUCUCUGGACCAUAUUAUGUUCAAGAGCCCAGUUGCCAAACUAAAGCGCAAACGAAACAAGAGCCUAAGAUGGGUUGCUUGCGCAGGGACCUAUUCCGGGUGGAACGAUGUGUCUACCUUUGACGUUUUGCCGGAGACAGGCAGAGGAAUAUUCCCGUGGGCAGAAAUCCGUGAAUACGGCGAUCGGCACGCCUCUCUGAGUAUAAAGCAAGCGGACUGCAUGAUCGAUGCCUUUGUUUCAGUGUUUCUCCAUUUGAUCAAGUGCCCCACGGCUAUGUCUCAGCUCCAGCACGAGCUAGACAGCGCAUUUCGCAAGGUGGCCUUAUCCGAUAUUCUUCAGCAAGAAAUGGAGUCACACGCCCUACCAAUCCUGGAUGCUGUCAUGAAAGAAUCGAUGCGACUUGCCAUGGGAUUUGAUUAUCGAAGAGAUGUUCCUGCGGGGGGUGUAGUAGCCUUGGGACAUGACCUUCCCGAAGGAACGGUCGUUCGAUUUCAUUCAGAGUCUAUAAGAAACAAUCAUGCCAUCUAUGGAGAAGACGUCAGCUCUUUUCGGCCACACAGAUGGCUACAGGCAGACUUGGAUCAACGGCAACGGAAACGGAUGGAGGAAGGAUUGUUGGUUCUUCGACCAAAUUUGCCAAAUGCCACGAAAGCUCGAGCUGCCUGGCUGGAAUUGAAGCGAGCUGUUGCUCUGGUCAUCUGGAAGUUUGAUCUGCAUCGUAUCAAUAAUGACGAGGUGUCCAUCCAAGAUGCCGCUUCUCCGGAGCAUGAAUACAAUAUCUUGUUGAACUUUACUCCUAGAAUGCAUUAA
Aspergillus viridinutans is the source of this 1437-nucleotide messenger RNA. RefSeq names its product putative cytochrome P450 monooxygenase. Bases 1 to 1437 code for a protein of 478 amino acids. Lineage: Eukaryota; Fungi; Ascomycota; Eurotiomycetes; Eurotiales; Aspergillaceae. The transcript is spliced from 2 exons. Gene Ontology annotation, molecular function: iron ion binding; monooxygenase activity; heme binding. The record is from RefSeq and is a predicted model, not a curated record.